AUGCCCAAUACGGCGCCCGUACCGGUCAUCAUUACCAAUCCCAACAAGGUAGGUCGGAAAAUGCGAAAACACAGUGGGCGGAGUCGAAAUCUCCGCUGUUGUGACGUCAUGGGAACGGCAGAGUUCUAAGAGCGUGAAUAAGAGGGCUUAUUAAAGGCGCAGGCCGUAUUGCCAUAGGUCUUUGAGAUGAUUCAAAUUCUCACUUUAAGCGCAUUUUUUUUCUGCGCGAAAGCGGCGCGGUGCAUGCACACGACACACGAAACUUUACGGAGCAAAAGUGGGCGGGGCUUCGGCGAAAAAACGCCGUGGAAUUUGAACACACAGGGAUUUUUGUUCUUGAUCAAAUUUGGCUCGAAGGGUAUUUUAUGACCUUCCGAACCCGAAAUAAAUAACAAUUUCGACGUUUUUUCAGAUAUAACUGACCACGAAGAAAUUUCAAAAUAGUUUUUUGGCACAAUUUUUCUGAAAUGCCUUGAAAUUUUCAAUAGCCUUGAAUCAACUCAACUCUGGUAGAAUAUACCAAGAGAUUCAUAAUAAUAAAUUGUUGAAACUUUUCAAGUUUUUUUUACUUCAAAAGACUCGAAGAACCCCUCCGAAAACAAGCAACAACGCAUACGAACAGGGAUCGCAAUGAAAGUUAUAUUUUUGUGAAAGUUUCAAAUUUUUACCAAUACUCAUAUUCUCAUAUCAUUUCUAUUCAUAGCAACUUUGAAACCUAGGAAUGACGGGUGAAAUUGGAUAAUCAACAAAAUGAUCAAUGAAAUGAGAGGGAAUCAAGAUGAACAAUCUCCAUAGACGAAUCGAGAAAGGGUGUCGCGAGACCCUUUGGGGUGUUUCGAAGGGUCUGAAGUCUAACCAUGGUACCACGGGUAUAGUCAAUCUUUCCCGACUUGAAAGGCGAGGGAGGCGGGCGAAGGGGCGGGACGCGUAGCGGUUGCGUACGCGGUUCUUGGCACGAGUUCAAUUCAAGCGCCAGCGAGCAUUCAGAGAGCUUAUUUAUCGCUCUUUUCACUCCUUUUUAAUUAUUUAUUGAUUAUGUUCAAGUGUGCAUCAAAAAUAGUAGAAAAUACAGAGAAAGAGCGGUUUCCGAGCUUUUCGAAUAGUCGGCGGCGAUUAAAUUGAAGUGGCUCCAAAAACCGCGUACGCACACGCUACGCGUCCCGCCCCUUGCCCCGCCUCCCUCGCCUUUCAAGUCGGGAAACAUUGACGAUUCCACGGGUAUACUUCUGAGCAUGCGUGUGAUGACCCUGUUGGGUGUCGGUCGCCCCCCUAUUUUCUCCGACAUAACUUUCGCACGUAUGCUUCUGAGGAGUUUGAGCAAAAUGGGAUGGACUUCACCCUCAAGUGCCUCCGAUAUGGCUCACUAGAGAACGUUUUUACCGCCUAUAGGGGCCACUUUUGCAGUCUUUAGUGUCACCUAUAAGGGUUGGUAAAGUGGUCACUAGAGUGGACCCUUUAAGAGCCCCUAAGGUUACCCCUAUAGGAACCACUCUAGAGUUUCUGAGCCACCAAAAGUCCACCCUAUUGUUUUGAAAAAAAGAAGGAAUUUUCAGCCAUUAAUUGUGAAGCCUGACCGGAUCGUCAGUGGAAACGGAAACUCCUAUGCGGUCACUGUUCUACCGCCCCUGAUUCCUACGACUACUACGAAUACGAUGGCCAAAGUUCUCCGACCGAAUCGACCUCUGAACUUGACCAUCGCCGCCCCUGUCUCCACCAACACUAUAAGGGUCACUAUUUGUGCGCCGACGUGUCUUGGGAAUGCCAGGUUUUCUUUUAUGCAUCAAUAAAAGGUUGAGAUUUCCAUUUCACUCGAUAGAAAUCGAAAAACUAGGUCUCCCUGUCCCUAGACGAAAAAGGAGAGAUUUUUGACCCUAGACUUGAAAAUUUUGAAAAAUUACGCCUUCAAAAGUGUGCCUAUAGUGGUAAAACUGUUAACGGAAAAUUUAGAAGAUCUCUUUUUCAGAGACGAUUUUUAGAAAGCAAAGUGGUCCCUAUAGGGGGAAAAUUCAGGUGGACCCUGAAGGGGUUUAGGGUCUGACUCCUUAGCCGCUAAAGAUAAAGUGGUCCCUGUAGGGGUUUUCAACUUUUGUCCAGAUUUGAAAAAGAAAAAGAAAAACUUGAUCGUUUUAACCUUUUUUGAUAUUUUCACUAACUGACACCCCUUAAGGGACCACUUUUGUGGGCUUGUGUGGUCCCUAGAGGGGUCUCUUCAAAGUCGCCCCUAUAGGGACCUCUUUGGCAUUCCUAAGACGGGUUUUAGGAGCUUCAGGUAGUUAUUUUUUCAUCCAAAAAUGUCGAGAAUAAUAAAAUGCUGUUUCAAGCGAUAGAGAAGAUCAUGAGGAACUCGAAAAAGGGCUCAAAUGUCCUUAGACGAAAAAAAAAAAAUAAAUAUUUGACUUUGAUUAAAUGAGAAACGGAAAAAUACGUUUUCUCAGGCACUCAAGAAUCUCUCCCACGGUUGAAAUUCGGGAACCCGGGUAAAAAAAAUCGACAUUUCUAUCGAUUUUCUCCUUUCUUAAGGGCAAUAGUUCAAAGAGUCUGAAAGAUUUUUUGGAAAUUUUCGCCGAUUUCGUUGAAAAAAGUUCAUUAGAGAUGGUCUGAUGAUAAUUUUGAACAUCUCGGCAUGACAAAAAAAGGAUUUUAUGAAUUCGUCAAACUUGAAGCUUUCAGAUGUGUCCAAGGGAACUGCCAAUGUCAAGCUCCUGGCUACAGCUACAGUAUCAGCAUUGGAUGUGUACCCAAGCUGUCCGCAGUAGCUACGGUAGCUACAGUAUCCCCAAGUAAAACGCCAAGCAAAACGGUACCUUUUGCCGCCGUUCCUGUACCUGUUCAGAUGGUCUCGCCGCAGGUAUCGAUUUUUUGAUAAUUGCUCUCUUUUGAAGACCCAACCUCUGAUAUUUUAUUUCAUAUUUUGAUUAUCGAGCAGCAAACUUGCUCCAGCGGGCACAGUACCCUUUCGCGUUGAUUACUCGACUAUGAUCCUUGAAUUUCAUCUGGAAAAAAAGCCAAUAAAUGCAGCGUUAUUAAAGGAUCAUGCUCACGCGCGAUUGAACAUCGACACGAAAGAUACAGUAACCUGGGGGCGAGUUAGCUGCUUAACAUUCGAAAUCUUUACAGAUUUUAUCGAGAAAAUUUUGAAAAUUAGAUAAUUUAAUAGUGAUUUUGAACGGAAAAUUGGUUGAUUUUCAAUUUUUAUAAAAUAUUUUCGGAAUUAAUAACGAAAAAGUCAGUUGAUAUUAAAACAUUUUGGAAAAGCCGUCAAAAAUAAGAAGUCUUCAAAAUUUGAAUGCGAAAAACCUUUGUUUUUUAAGAAGUGAUUUUUCAAUUUUUCUUGCCCUCUUAAAGCCCGAAAAUGGCCCGUUUCUUUCUGAAUACUUUAUCAUAGUUUUCAGGGCAUGGUUUUACUUAUUUUAAUUCAAUUUUCUGUUGAUAAAAGUGUGACAAAGUCCAGAAAACCUGUCAAAAAUGUGUCAAAAUAACAUUUUCCUCAGGCUCUACCUGGCCAGCCGUGCUCACCUGGUACCGAAUGCACGGGUGGAUCUGUCUGUAGCGUCGGGACUUGCGUUUGUCCUCCAGAGUUGGAAACGGUUUGAAUUUUUUUCGAUUUAUUCGCCCCUGGUUUAAGAAUAAACAAAAAGAAAAUUGGAAAAAUGGGAAUUUUCAAGUUUUAUGCCAUGUUCAUGGAUAUGUUGGCGGAAAAGAAAAGACAGUGAGAAAGAGAAAAAGAUAGCGAAAAAUUCGGAAAGCCAGAUUUAAUUUCGAAUUUCGCUUGAACCUACUGAACGCGGAAAAAAUGUAGUUUGAAAUUCGCACUUGAAAUGGCUUGACCGCAACGCUCGCCGAGCCAUUCCAAAUGCGGAUUUUUUUUUCGCACAAAAUUAAUUUUAGUUAUUUUUUCUAAAGGAAUGUUCCCACUUUGAAACUAAUCAAAAAAGGACAAAAUUGAAAAAAAAAAUGGCAAAAGCGAACUUGUUAAGUAAUAUUUUCAGUCGGAAGAAAGGAUAAUGGCCGCUAAAAGGCAGCAAAAUGGUCCCCUUUUUUCUAGCCUUCCACUCUUUCUAUGAUUUCAAAGGCUCAAGAAAUGGUCGAAAAAGGGAGAGGCAGCUAAAAUGGUGCAUGAGGGCUGAGAAAAUGGCGAAAAAAGGUAGCAAAACAAGAACUUUUGUUACCCCAAAAGGAACUUUUCUAUGCAUCUUUUUUUCAGCUUUUCCAACUUUGCCUUUGAAGAAACUUACAAAUACGGUUAGAAACAGUGCUUCUCCUUUUUUGAACCAGUCUUUAAAUCAAGAAAUCCCUAAAACCUAGAUUUUAACACCUUUAAAUCUCUAAAAACACGUUUCAGUCAUUUUUAACAUAACAUAUCAAUUGUCUAGAAACCCGCCGAAAUACGUUUCAAACAAUAUAUUUUUCUUCAUUUCUCUCCUUUUCAUUCAGUGCAUCUUCCAUCCACUAGGUAAUAAAUGCCUUCCAUCGAAUCGAAAAAAUCUAGCGAGGACUUUUUGGAAAACGGGAGAGGCACCAAAAAUGGUGCAAAACAGCCGAUGAAAUGGCGCGAAAAGGUAGAAAAAAGGUACCUUUGUCACCUUAAAAAGAACAUUUCUAUGGAGCCUUUUUCCAAGCUUUCGACUUUAACUAUGUUUUUUUUUUGUGCUUCUCAGCCUUCCAAUCGAAAUUCCAUUUGCAGAACGGCGCCGUCUGUGUUUCCCCAGCCAUUUAUGGGUUCAAAGCGCGUGGUCUUCCCG
Molecule: messenger RNA, 4742 nt
Organism: Caenorhabditis auriculariae
Lineage: Eukaryota; Metazoa; Nematoda; Chromadorea; Rhabditida; Rhabditidae
Source: the annotation of a GenBank genome assembly